AUGUUCUACUACACAGAGGAUCAAAUGAUGUCUUUUCUUACGCUCAAGGAGGAGAGGCCAGAAGAUUUUGAUACUGCGAAUCCGUUUUACUCGCUGGAUACCCUGUCUCUGAAAGUACUCUCUGCCUUUGAUGAGCGCGAGCAAGCAAUUUACGAAGAGAAAAGGCUCAACUCGGGUAUUUCUACAGUUCGGAAAACGCAUGUGGCCAAACGGAGGGAAAAGGAGCAUCCUGAUGCUCUGUGGGAUAUCAAAAUCAAGGAGAGGAACGAGGGCUUUUUUGAUUCGCAGGGCAAUUACAUAAUAGAGGGCGGAGUUGAGCACGAAUAUGAGGAGGAGGUAUGUUGGCUUAUAAAGAAGGGAGGAUGCAUGCAAGGACCCUUCAAUCAGAAGGAAAUGUAUGAUAUGCACGAGCGUGGGGAUCUUAUCGAAUCGUUGAUACGGCGGGAUGUUGAUAAGGUAUUCAUGGAGUAUGAGAAAUUGAAGAGCGUGCCGCGUAUCUUUACAAGUAAUAUGGAUGAGCAUGCGCUCAAUGAAAUGUUUAGCAACGCUCAUCUGCACAAGAAAGAGGGUGCGGCAGUGACAGAUAUGCCGUUUUACGACACGUGCACACAUAUGGCAGACGAGCCACCUCACGAGAAGAAGAAGACACUCGCCGACCGAUUAGAAGAUUGUACGCGAACAAGAAAUCUUUUGAAAAAACGGAAUUUGACGAUUAGACUAUAUGACAUAUUCGUAUGUAUAAAGGGAAUGAAGAAGGAUGCAGCAGUGGAAAAGAUGAGAGGUAUAACCGGGCUGUGUAUGGCUGAUAAUGCUGAGCUGUUGGAUUCUUUUUUGGAAGAAGUAGGCGUGCAAGUGUGUAAGGAUGUAGACAAAGACGGGUUUUAUAUCAAGAUACCGAGCGGGAAGAGGAAUGUCAAGGCCAGAAGAUAAGCUGAGCGGUAUCCAAUAAAUGCAGUUUCCUACUUUUUUGUGAA
Molecule: messenger RNA, 974 nt
Organism: Vavraia culicis subsp. floridensis
Lineage: Eukaryota; Fungi; Microsporidia; Pleistophoridae
Exons: 1
Coding region: 1-930 (309 amino acids)
Source: RefSeq, a predicted model, not a curated record